UAGUCUGUGGUCUCAUGGAAGGAAAUAAGGAUAUCCUUGGACUGCAGCUCUUUUUUGAUUGUGAAUUUGUGUAUCAAACAAUCAAUGUAAUUUCACUAAUUUCUUAAAUGUGUUUAAUCGUAGGGCAAACGUGUUAUUUAUAAUGUCGAACCACACAAUAGAUGGUAAACUGAAAGGUUUAGAAGAGCGCUUCCAGAACGAGUUGCGUAUGCGAAAAGAAGGUUCUUUUCAUAGUCAAGGUGCUCUCGGAUCUAGUAGACCUGGCAGCGGACGGAGGCCUAACAAGCCCUUAUUCGGCAAAGAUAUACCGGCGUUCCCGCCGCGGUCGCCACAUGCGGCGGAGACGGAGAACAGGAUGAGGGAGGUCCACAAGGUAAGCGGCAACCUGACCGUGAACAACGUGCAGUACCGCUCGAACGUGGACGACCUCAUCCACCUCGGCGAGCUCGGCAGCGGCACCUGCGGGCAUGUAGUCAAGAUGCUGCACAAACCCUCGGGCGCUGUCAUCGCCGUUAAGCAAAUGAGGAGAUCGGGCAACUCUGAGGAGACGAAACGCAUUCUGAUGGAUCUUGAUGUCGUUUUGGGCUCACACGACUGCCUAUACAUAGUGCGUUGUCUCGGCUGCUUCGUAACCGACGCCGACGUGUGGAUCUGCAUGGAACUGAUGGCGUCCUGCUUCGACAAGUUGCUCAAGCGCCUCGGCGCUCCCAUCCCCGAGGCGAUUCUCGGCAAGGUCACCGUCGCGACGGUGAACGCACUAUCGUACCUGAAAGACACCCACGGCGUCAUCCACCGGGACGUCAAACCGAGCAACAUACUACUGGACGAACGCGGGAACGUGAAGCUUUGCGACUUCGGUAUCAGCGGGCGACUGGUCGACUCCAAGGCUAAGACUAGGAGCGCCGGCUGCGCGGCGUAUAUGGCACCUGAACGAAUCGAUCCGCCGGACCCUCAAAGGCCCGACUACGACAUACGCGCUGACGUCUGGUCGCUCGGCAUAUCGCUGGUCGAACUAGCCACCGGCGUGUUCCCCUACAGGAACUGUCAGAACGAUUUCGAAGUGCUCACCAAGGUGAUAUCGGACGACCCGCCGCAACUACCGGAGGAUAGCAACUUUUCACCGGAAUUCAAGUCUUUCGUAUCACAAUGUCUAACGAAGAACUAUAGACAGCGACCGAAGUACGCAAAACUAUUGGAACACCCGUUCGUAGUGAAGGCGGCGAGAGGCAACGUGUCCGUGGCGGACUGGUACGCCGACAUCACGGGGGUACACCCCACUCCGGCUAAGACGGUGACAACAACAGCGACGCACACAGUGACAAGUGCGCGGGAGUUCGAAGCGCCCGUGACGCCCCAACCCGUCAGGAACAUGGUCACCAGCCAGUGGAACGUAGAGCUCACGCCCACGCCCGCUAGGGCGUGGUGGGCGUCGGCGGGUCCGCACGCAGGAGGCAGCUCCUCUCAGCCCGCGAGCCUCGAGACAGACUUCGCAAACCACUCUCCAUAUCCUCGGCGCAGGACGCUAGAGGCAUGCGUGUCGCCGCCCCCGCCGCCGGCCCGGCGGGUCUCCGCGGACAACCGGUGGAGGCCCUCGCCCGCGAGCUCGGGAAACACAAGUCCUAUAGUCCUUCAAAGGUUCUACCACCAGAGCCAGCAGCGGCGGUCGCGGGUCGACUUGCACGCCACGCCCCGCCACCGGAGUCUAAGCCGGGAGCACAGCACGGGGCGGUCGCCGGAGCCCCCGCCGCGCACGGGCCGCCCGCACCCCAUGCUCGGACACGAAGCAAACGGUGUGGACUUGGAGCCGCCGUCGCUCCACGACCGGUUGCACCCUCACCCACCGUCGCCUCUCCUGCUCAACAAUAGGUACGCGAGGUUAUCUGAAGGCCGCAGCCAGAGCCUAACACGCGCCGAGCCCCGGAACGGGUUCCGUACGGACCUUCCCGCUCCGCACGCUCCGCGGCACCGCCACGACGACCAAGGCUGGCUUCACUCGCUCGCUGGACUCCUCAAGAGGAGGCUGAGCGGUUACGUCAAGUGGCAUCACGUUGCAGGCAGGCGGGAGCCGCACCCGCACUCCAACAGAUGGGCGCCAGCGGAGAGUUGGAGUGUGCCCGCGUCCCCCCUCCCCCCUCGGGCGCCGCCCCCGCGCCCCGCGGACUAGCGCCGCGACACGUGGUACGUCGACAAGUGGCUCCACCACGUCGCGUACUGCACACCGUAGAGGUAGAGCCACCCACAAACAAGUCACAGUUACGCUUCAAGGUAACCUUGCGUCAUGAGAUUACAGUCAUCGUUUGACAUUACAGCUUGAACAUCAUACUCGGCUUGAGAUUAUAAAAAGUUGAAGCAGGCAACCCCGCGUUUCAAAAAACUCUACUCAAUAGGCGGACUUGUUGUUUGUGAUGACAUGAUUAUUUUUUUAUUGUAUAAUUGAUAGUCAAGCUUAUGUCAAAUUUGAGGCAAUAGCUUGUUAUGGUUAUGUCAAACACAUUAUGUCAAAUUGAGUCUCGACUAAAUCAAGUCAAACUUUGUACGUCACAUUUAACAGUUCGGGUCUAUUUGCUUAGAUUGUGCUUCAUUUCUCGGUUGUUGUCGGCAAGGCUAAGAGUGAUCUUGGUUUAAAUAAAAUUAAUAAUAAAUGUAUUAACAAGACUUGACAUAAAUUGCUUUUUCAAGACUUGGAUCAUUGUAUUUAAAAUAUUUCCUGUCAUUUAAAAAAUCUGUGCUGAUAACAACCAAGACAUGACGAAUGAAAAAAACGAUCUACCCGUAUUAACUUUACGAUUUAUUGGAAUACUAUGUAUAAGCGACACGAGUCAAAGUAGGCUGUUACGUAGUUUCACAGUUGGGCAACGUAUAGUUUGAUUUUAACUGUGCUUCAGUUUAGUCUUCACCAAAUAUUUAUCGUUAAAUUAGGACCGGAAAUACCCGCACUGUCAUUGAAUUUAUUGUUUUGCUACUUUCUGCUUCAUUCUAAUAAAAUGCAUGAACAUGAUGACUGAAAAACACUGUUUAUACAAUAUUUGAUUGAUUAGCGAACGAAAGUUUAUACAAUAACUUAACCCUUAAAUGCAUGAAUCUAUUUUUAAAAUCCAAUAGGAAAGCUAAAUCGUAAAGAGUUAAAAUAAUCUAUAGAUGUGUACUAAAUUACGAAUAUUUAUUUCCAAAUCAAAAUUCUAAUCGUAUCAGACUGAAGCACACAAACGCAGAUAAAUCCGGUACUUACGCCGUUUUUUAGAUUGUUGUCUCUGUAAGAUUUCUUCCAAUGUCCUAUGCAAAUAAAGAUGAUAAUUUUAGACGAGUACUAAGCUGUAAUCAAAUCAAACUAUGCACGGCCCUUGUAUUAACAGGUUUAUACAAAUUAAAUCAAGGAUACCUAGCCACAAAAUUAAAUGUAGGUACGAUUAAAGCUGUGCGUUGACUUCCAAGUUAUGUACAUCAAUUUAAAAAUAUUUUAAACGUGUUACUCACGUGAGUAUUAUUAAGUCCAGUAAACGUUAGAAAUGGUUCGAUCCGUUUUUGAGGAUCGACUGCAGCACCGACUGCACCGUUCGACCUAGACUUAAUAACCCUUUAAUAUUUUCGAGUCUCACAGAAGUUUUAUAGCUAUAUCAAGUGAUUUACAAGUUAGGCUAAAAAGUUGUAUAAUUUUAGACUUAGUACAAACUAUGUCAAGUUAAGACUUAUUAGAGUAUUGCGAAUGAUAGUAUAACAAGUUAUCCGAGGGCCAUGACAUUUCCGAGCGAGCAGCGAGAACCACCGUUCAUGUAUAGGACAUUUUAUAAGUUGUACGCUUAUCUUAUUUCUAUUCAGAAUCACGAGCUUGUUCUAUCCUUAUAGGAGGAAAAAAUUGUCCCAAGAUUUUUAUUUUCAUUCCGUUACCAUUUUUCACAGACUGUAUGAAGGUAACGAAUUGGAAGGAACGAAAUUAUAUGGAAUUUUGAGACACUUUUUCAUAUAUUAGGGUCGAAUAGUCGUGAUUCUGAGCAGGAAUAAGAUAAAAAAAAUCGAAAUCUGAUUUUAAAAUAAAAAGGCCCGUGUAGUCGACGCUGGCUGUAUUUACGUGGCCCUACAGAUUUAAAUAAAAGCAAUUCAUUAAUGGCCUAUGCAUUGGUUUGUGUAGACACAAUGUACGAGUGUUUUUGUGUAUUUGUAAGUUGAGGGCGGGUGCCCUGCGCUUUACAAAAUUCGCUUCAUACACGAGUUAAGAUGAUACAAGCGUAGAUUUAGGCAAGCUUUAAGAGUAAUACAUAUUUUGUACAGUCACAAGGCUCUGAUAUUUAUUUGCUGUGUAUAGUCGUCCGUUUUUGCCUUGUCACUUUUAACUACGUAACCGUGUUGCGACGCGCCAUGCUGACAAUUGUCGCCUAACAUUGAGAAUACAUUGACGCUAUGUACCAUACGACCCAGAAAUGUACAGAGAAAUUUCAGUGGCAGCGGAGGUGCGAAACUCCUCGCUUCGGGCAAACUGCUCCGUUCGGCUCAGCAUUGCUCCGAGCAAUUAUUAAGGUUUGCACAACUUGACGUCCCUUUGCGUGCACGACCACAGGUAAGAUAAUGACUUGAAUUUUGACAACCCUAAAUAGCCGAAAGGGAUAGUGCCAUAUAUUAAAAAGGACAGCAUGAUUCGACCCUGAACCGCUGUCAUACUUCGGUUUUGUAGGAAGUAUCCUUUCUGUACGGUAGUACCAUUAUUUAUUCUGUGAGGGCAGGUGAUAUUAUAUACCUCUGUGUCUUGUUACUUUCGGCCCGCCAACGAGGUCAUGUCAUUUGAAUUUAUUUGAAUUUAUUUAUUGGAAACAAUGUAAGUUUACAGUUUAAAACCAAUUCACUUACAUGCUAGGAAUACAGAAAUGAAUAGGAACAUACAAAGUAACCAUAUCUAACCUUAACAUAAAUACUUAUAAAAACAUGCGCAUAAAAAUGUCACAACAAAUUCUAAUUGCAAAUUUACUUACAUACUAGGAAUAAAAAAAUCGGGAAUAAUAUGAAACAAUGUCAAUAAAUAAAUAUGAAACAAUGUCAAUAAAUAAAAUCAUAGAGUAACUUAUACUAGAGCGGUACUGUCAUAGUAAAUUUUGUAACCCCAGUAAAUUCACUGCCAUCUGUCGACACACUUUAAAACUAAAAAUAAAUAUUUAUAAAAAUACGAUAAAAUGUAUUUAAGUAUGGAUAAAUGAUUUUUUUAUUUGCAUUAAUUAUUUAUAAUAUGAUUUUGACCCAUGUUCUUUCACUGGUAUGGGUUAAAAUUAUUAAUAACAAACGAAACAGUCAACGCCCUCUAUACGAAUGUAGGCCAAAACUAGUGGCGCGAGAAUCGAUUUUAGUGAUUUUCGAGGCACGUUUUUUCCUUAGACUGUAUCCAACUAUUACGGAGUUAUAUCUAUCUUUGAUAACAUAUACAAAAUACAUGUCAUAAUUAACAAAAGACGAAUUUUUUUAAAGUCACUAAUACAUACAAAAUACACAAUUAUAAGGUUAAUCGAGACGUUAAUGUACAGAGCAUGAACUGAAGUUAUAUUAUGACUACAUUAAUUUCAUCAAAAUAAUAAGGGUUAGUCAGAAACUAAGGUCAAAGUACAAAGUGUUGCGUUUGUCCCCGCUCUCCCCUACCUAUAUAUGGCUGGUUUUAGUGUCACGCGGACCAUUCGUGCGGAUUGCUCCGAAUAUGUAGCGUUUUAGAGUGGUCCGCGCGGACGACCGUCCACGCGGACAGCUUUCUCAUACAAUUUGACGGUGCAGAGCGAUCCGCACGGACGGUCCGCGUGACACUAAAACCAGCCUAUAGUCAUAGUAUAACCAGAGCAAAGUGCUCGCGCUGGUCGUCCCGAAGUGCAAUAAGAUAAAAGAAUUAUACAAGAGUAAGAAAAACUUUAGUGAAGUGCUUAAUAAAAUGGAUAAACAUCUGGAGAAAGAAAAUUUAAACAAAAACCAGACAAAGAAAGCGGGAACAAGGAUUCCUGUACCCCUGGCACCCCUGCCAACUUUGCCGGGCUAUUUGCUGAACAAAUCACGCCAGAGACCUAUAUGAAUACUUUAUCUGACUCCAGUGGACUCACCCAUAAUGUGCCCUCUUCAAAUUUGUUAUGCGAGGCUGGCCCAAGCAAUUCAAAAACCAAAGGCCUUGACACUACAUUUGUCGUCAAUAGACCAAAAAGUUCUUUUCAAAUGGACACUACAUUUGUUGUAACACACUCUGUCGCACGGGGUUGUGAAGAUAUCGACGAUUUUGUCACUUACCAAGAUGAGGAAAGUGUUAUUAUUAUUAGCAGUGAUGAAGAAAUUCAUUCGCCCGAACCAGAUAAAGAUGGCCUUGCUAAUAAGAAGCGAAUAUCAGAAAGUGCCCCUGAUUUAGGUAUGUAACAAUACGUUCUAUUAUUUAUUCCGUGACAAUACUAAUAAUGUUACUAAAAUUAUUAAAUAUUCGUUUUCUAAAUACCUAGGUACUUAUAGUGCAGCAGAGUGCUCGAACAAAUUGUCGUAAAUGUGGACACGCUGGACAAAAGCACCAAUUUUUUUCAGGCAUUUUUAAUUAUACGUAUAUCAUUAAUAUCUCGAGUUCUAAAUAACGUAGAAUCACAAACUUAUAGUUUUUUUUUAAAUUUAUUUAUCUCAAUGUACAUCACAACAAUUUUCUUAUAAUUAUAUUCCUCGCCAAACUGCGAUUGCAGUUUGUUGGCGAGAUAGCGCUCAUUUUUACAUUUUAAACAUUUAUGCACUUAAAAAACUAAACUUAAACUUAAACUAAACAAACUUAGAUACUAUUCCUACUUACUUACCUACCUACCUACCUAUACCUACUUAGAUACUUAGAUUCCGUAGACUAAAAUGAAAUUUUAUGUGUUGUUAGGUUUUUUACUUCUUAUGAAUAUAAAUAUAAGACGUAAAAAUCUAGCAGCACAAGAAAUAUCAUUUUAGUCUACGGAAUAAAAAAACAGACUAUAGUGUCUAAAUAAUAAAAAUUAACUAUAAUUCAAAAUAAUCAUAAUGUGAGCAUAUCUUCAAAUUCGUUAUGCGUGGCAGGCCCAAGCAAUUCAAAACAUAAAAGAAUUUUUAUUAUUAAUAAUUCAUCUUUAGCUUAAACAUAUUAACGGUCGCGCUGGUCGUGUCGAAGUGCAAUAAGAUAAAAGAAUUAUACAACAGGAAGAAAAACUUUAUUGAAGUGCUUAAUAAAAUGGAGAAACAUCUGAAGAAAGAAAAUUUAAACAAAAAGCAGACAAAGAAAGCGGGAACAAGGAUUCCUGUACCCCUGGCACCUUUACCAACUUUGCCGGGCCAUUUGCUGAACAAAUCACGCCAGAGACCUCCAAUGAAUACUUUAUCUGGCUCCAGUGGACUCACCCAAAAUGUGCCCUCUUCAAAUUUGUUAUGCGAGGCUGGCCCAAGCAAUUCAAAAACCAAAGGCCUUGACACUACAUUUGUCAUCAAUAGACCAAAAGGUUCUUUUCAAAUGGACACUACAUUUGUCGUCGAUAGACCAAAAGGUUCUUUUCAAAUGGACACUACAUUUGUCAUCGAUAGACCAAAAAGUCCUUUUCAAAUUGACACUACAUUUGUCGUAACACACCCUGUCGCACGGGGUUGUGAAGAUAUCGACGAUUUUGUCACUUACCAAGACGAGGAAAGUGUUAUUAUCAUUAGCAGUGAUGAAGAAAUUCAUUCGCCCGAACCAGAUAAAGAUGGCCUUGCUAAUAAGAAGGCCUGAUUUAGGUAUGUAACAAUACGUUCUAUUAUUUAUUCCGUGACAAUACUAAUAAUGUUACUAAAAUUAUUGAAUAUUCGUUUUCUAAAUACCUAGGUACUUAUAGUGCGGCAGUGCUCGAACAAAUUGUCGUAAAUGUGGACACGCUGGACAAAAGCACCAAUUUUUUUCAGGCAUUUUUAAUUAUACGUAUAUCAUUAAUAUCUCGAGUUCUAAAUAACGUAGAAUCACAAACUUAUAGUCUGUUUUUUUAUUUAUUCCGUAGACUAAAAUAAAAUUUUAUGUGUUGUUAGGUUUUUUACGUCUUAUGAAUAUAAAUAUAAGACGUAAAAAUCUAGCAGCACAAGAAAUAUCAUUUUAGUCUACGGAAUAAAAAAACAGACUAUAGUGUCUAAAUAAUAAAAAUUAACUAUAAUUCAAAAUAAUCAUAAUGUGGGCACAUCUUUAAAUUCGUUAUGCGUGGCUGGCCCAAGCAAUUCAAAACAUAAAAGCGUUGGCAAUAGACCAAAAAGUCCCGUUCAAAUUGACACUAAACUCGAUAAUCGAAAACAUCGAUAAUUUUGUUGCUUACCAAGAAGAGCCAAGUGACCCAAUUAUAAUUAGCAGUGAUGAGGAAAUUGAUUCGCUAUGUAACGUACCGUAUUUACCUCAGUAUAUCAUACGAUGUAAUGUAUUUCCAACGAUUCGCCAACACAAACAUCACGCGGUACGACUGGCUCUGCUCGCAGUAUAACAUCGACUGACCCUAACUGUCGGUGACGUCACCAUGACGUAAGCGCUAAGUUAAUCAUAACAAUACAUAAUUACAUACCCAACGUUCUAUGAAUGCGCUGGUACCAUUGCCUUGGGUGGACAUCUCCAAGACUCCGAGAUCUAUGACUUACCCCACUUGGGACUUUUGUAAUCUUCAACUUCUCUACUGUAUUGUCGAUAGCUCCUGUAAGUCUGAUACCUGAAUCCCUUUUCCUUUCCCCCUUUUUCCGUAUAGUCUAAGUGCUUACACUUAAUCCCCUUGUUUUUAUAAUCGUCAAAACAGUUCCUAAAAUGUUCGUGAUAUGGAUAGUGGACUACAUCAUCGGGUAAUGCCUAACAAAACAAUCCGUAGCCUUAUUAACUUAAAAUUAACUUAUUUAGGUACUGAGUUUAUUAUCUGUAUUAAUUAUGAAAUGAUUUCAUGAAGCUCCAACUGCUCCAAGAGUUAGUAGUUUCCCUCUAGAAUCCUCUCAUCUAAGUCACUGCAUGAGCUAGUGAGCUUAUCAUUUGCUGAGUGGUCUGUGUGGAAAUACUAUGAUGCAAGGCCUUUAAUUUUUCUUCGCCUAGUUGUCCAAAACAGUUCUACCAAAGAUAGAUAUAACUCCGUAAUAGAUAGAUACAGUCUAAGGAAAAAACGUGCCUCGAAAAUGAAGAAAAUUUGAUUGUCGUUCAGAAGGCGCUACUAGCUUUGGCCAACUGUUGUAUAAAUGGCUUUGACGGUUUCGUUUGUUAUUUAACAAUUUUAACGCAUAUCAGUGAAAAAACAUGGGUCAAAAUCAUAAAAAUAAUUAAUGCAAAUUAAAAAAAUCAUUUAUCCAUAUUUAAAUACAUUUUAUCGAUAUCAGAUGGCAGUGAAUUUACUGGGGUUACAAAAUUUACUAUGACAGUACCGCUCUAGUAUAAGUUACUCUGUGGUUCUACCAAAUAAAACUGUGGCCCCAAUUCUUUAUAUUUGAUUAGCUAGACAGGCAUACAUAUACUAUUAUACUCUUUGAUCACUACUAAGAUUCAAAUCAGUCCAACCGUUGUGCCUUGUGCCUUUGAAAAUUUGAUCUCAAAUGAAAGUGUCUAAUUUGUUAGACAAUAAGAGCUGAACAAUCAUUACAGUAUUAAUGACAUUCUUCAAUUUUGGUGACAAUGACGGUUCUUUUUUUUGUCUAUAACCCAUGACCAUUGAAUGCUGACAUGAUGAUCAUGUUUUGGUUUAUCUCUGGUCCGUUUGUUAUUUAUUUACAUUUCCUAUUGUUAAAUUUAAAUUAAAAUUAUCAACUGACCUGAUUUUUAUGUACCUACCCGGCAUAA
Messenger RNA from Cydia strobilella, 9760 nucleotides. It is a transcript of the gene hep, whose product is annotated as dual specificity mitogen-activated protein kinase kinase 7-like. Lineage: Eukaryota; Metazoa; Arthropoda; Insecta; Lepidoptera; Tortricidae. The record is from RefSeq and is a predicted model, not a curated record. Gene Ontology annotation, biological process: protein phosphorylation. Bases 143 to 2164 code for a protein of 673 amino acids. Gene Ontology annotation, molecular function: ATP binding; protein kinase activity. The transcript has 18 exons.